This is a messenger RNA of Knipowitschia caucasica, 540 nucleotides long. NCBI's taxonomy places the organism in Eukaryota, Metazoa, Chordata, Actinopteri, Gobiiformes, Gobiidae. The record is from the annotation of a GenBank genome assembly.
AUGUCCGGUCCUUGGGUUUGUUUACAAGUGACCCGUCUCAGAGGCGCUGCUCACAUCCCACAAGCAUCCCCCCUUUCCCCCUGCCCCAGCAUCCCACCUCUGCACACGCCUUUGUCCCGUCAGAAAGCACACAUCCGGUCGCCUCACUACUGGCAGGAGACACGCUGUCGUCACAAAUACGAGGAUGAUGUCUAUAGAGAGAUGGUCCGCUCUGCCCACGACCUCCAGGACCACAAGCACAGCUCUCCGUUAGUCUCUUGUGGAAUGGAGUCCAGUUUGGAGUCCAGUAAAGCCGUGUUCGUAGCCAGGCGCUACAUUCAUGACCACACCCCCUACAGCAGUGCGAUGAGAGCGCUGCUGCAAAGCCUGGUUGGCCUUCUCAGUUCCAUGGAUGAGGUAGCAGCGAGUGAGCUCCAUUGUGGUUCACAUGUAGACAGACUACUUAGUAAACUCCCUCCCAGCUACCGGGACAGUUUUAUUGAGUAUUGUAUCACACGUGGCAUCAUUUUGGGGAAAGCCCGGUCUCAUCCGCUCGGAUGA